AGGACCUUUCUUGUAUCGAUUUGCGAAGUGAAGACACAAAGGCAGCUCUUGCGCUCUACGUCUACACGAUGGCUUCAUCCUCCUCGUCUAUUGAGGCAGGCAACGGGGGCAAAGAGCAGCAGCUACGGCCCUCCCGCUUCACUAAAAAGACCGCAGUUUUGGCUCUGGUCGGAGGUACUCUUAUCGUGGGAGCCGUGUUUGGGGGUGUCUUCGGCUCCCGGGCUGUGGAGAAAAAAAGACGGGUACCCAUCAAGGUGGAAGAUGUAACGUAUGCAAUGGUCACUGAGGGCUUCAUGAACGCUGCCGUGGUGCCUGUGCCCCAAAACAUCCUGCAAAAAGCCAACACUUCCUCUGCAAGCUCGCCCGCACUCACAACAUUGGCAACGGGUGACAAAGCCCCCGCAGGAAAUCCCCUUCAAGGUGAAACCUCUAUUUUUAGCUUUGACUACUGGUUUGGUGAUCAGGGUAUCGCAGGCAUUCCCAUGUUCGACCCCAUGCCUUUGGUGCUGCCUCCUGAGGCUACGACCAUUCCGUCUUGGGUGUCGGCCGCUCAAUUCCGCAAUACCGAAGGCCGUGUCUUGUGCUACGCCAGCACGGGGAAGGAAGUGAUAGAAAUGGUCAGCGGGGACGAGAGUCCGUGCGAAGUCAUCGUUUUGACGAACGAUCGGUUUACGCCUUACUCAAUCGACAAGAUCAUGAACGUCACCAAGCCCAAGAUCAUCAUCGGUCGGCCUAUCUAUGCACCUAUGCUAAACUGCACCAACCAGAUUCCGCGCUUGUUCGAAGUCUAUCCGGGAGGCCAGCUGGAGACGCGAAGCGUCAUUUUAGUUCGUGGCUUUGGCCGUAACGUCGGUCUCAAUGGGAACGAGAUCAAUCUUACCAUCGGUACUAUCAUUCGCGUGCAAGUUGGCGGGCAAUUCAUGGCGACCGGCUGCAUGUUCCGUGAGCGAAACAACACGUUUCCCAAUUUUCUCGACGAGGUACGCCGCAAGCUUGAGACGCCCACAGCCCGCAAUCGACAGUUUGGCCAGAUGACGCUAGUACUGGGUGGAAACCUCGUUUUGCUCGGAUGCCGAUCACUCCGCUUCCGUCCCUUUGGGAACGGAGUCUUGAAUACGAUGGUCAUUGGGCGUGAUAUCAACGUGGUGGCGGGCACGGCCACACUUAUCGGACAUUGCUCAGGAUCAUCGAGCUUGUGGAGUACCAACUACUUUAUGACAGGCGCUCUUGCUACGGUGAUGGGCGGGGUCUUGACCUUUAUCGGUGGGAACAACAUCGGUGCCAACUUGCUGCAGGUGCAAGGCGGGACCAUGGUGAACUUCGGUACUUUUGCGGGCGUCCUGGUCACUGUUGGCUACGGGUAUACGACGGUUAAAGGUCUGCUUUUCCGGUCGAUCGCGGGGCAGUUCGGAACCAUCGCUGGUGUCUCCGUUCAGAUCGCUUUUGUACGAGGUAGUGCGGAUGGUGUAAGAUUUGUGGCAGGUGCGGGGCACACCCAUGCGACAUUCACGGGGGUGAAUAACAGACAAACUGGAGUUGAGACCGGCUACAUGAUAUCAGGAUGUCUCUUCGGCGUUGGGGGCUCAAACUAUGUGGGUGCAGGCUCAUCAUUUUUCCAAGCUAUCCCGAAGGCUUCUUCGGCCGUCACAGACUCCAAGAGUGGUGUUGGUCUGACCAGCUACUACGGAGCGGGCAGCUCUACUAACUCUUAUGUACCGGGCUUUAGUGCGAUUCUGGCCCGCUUCAAUACAGGCAUUGGGACUGAUUUCUUCAUGGGUGCUGGGUGGCACAACAACAUCAACUGCACCCGCUUUAGCUACCAGCUGGCCAACUCAUUCAUUGGUCUCGGCAAUCAAGGUUAUGUGGGCUUUGGAGGCGCAGCAUUCAUCCGCAGCUAUUCUGCAUCGGCUCGUGUGUACCAGUACAAAUAUCCCACGAUCUACACCUUCACGGUUGCAGGCACUGGUGUAGGAUCGUCCGGAACAAAAGGCCAGAACUUGGUGCUGACCAAGGGUGGUAUUACGCGCUAUAUCCACAACAAGACAACAAACACGGUCACUAAAAUCUCCACACCUCACGUACAAAAAACGCUUGCGCCGACCAGGGCCCCUGGAGGUCGAAGGCGAAGGACGGUUGCUCGGAAGCGAGCUGUUCAAACCGAGGAUCUCAAAAACAUCCCGCCUACCAUGGGGUCCUGGCUCAAAAACAUCGUCGACGCUACCGGUGGCUUGGACCCUGGCUUGCAAAACAAAAUAGUAAUGCUCCAGACCACAAUCUUGGAGAGGAAGGUGAAAUUGCCUCCGCAUCCGAAGCACUUCAGGGAUCGAAGGUUGAAGGAGCGAUCCGGGGGCUACGCCAAGAUCCUGGCGGAUGGACUGGUUGACUUUGAAGGGUCCGAGGCAGUCGAAACGCCUGGUUUGAUCUCAGCGAACAACUCGGACUGCUUCCUGUGCAACGUGGGCCCAGGCAACACUGCCGACCACAUCGGUGGACCGGGAGCGUGCGAGGUCAAGGACGUCUGUGGAGACUCCAAUAACCCCGCAGAGAUCUACGCUCGCGCUCAAGAGUCGACGACGACCAAUAUUCUUCCCCCUGCCCUGGACAAGUCCUUAGGCAACGUGGACGAGGACGGGAACCCGAUUUUAUCCGACACGUGGAUCUUGUGGCACGAGAUGGUCGUGUACUGCCAUUCCACGGACCCAGAGACAGAAGACAGCAGCAUCACGCGCGGGUGCUUGACUGAGCAGUACAUCAAGGACGUGAUCAGGGGCUACAUCCUGCUGGACAACGUGAAGAACGAGUACCAAAUGGCGGUGAGCGAAAGUGGCGUCCAUGCCUCGGCAGACGCUUUCCCUGACCCGACACUAGAUGACCUUAAGGUGGCUGUCAGUCCAGAGUGGAAUCCGGAGUGCCAAGGAUGGACUAAGUACGACAUUCGCAUGGUGGCGAACGACCCAGAGGUCGAGCAGCACAUUUUGGACAUCUUCGAGGGCUUCGUGGAGGACCCUUCCGACUUGGAAACGACCAUCAUCGAGAAUGCGGACCCAUCCGCCGAGUUGCAGCCCUGUGCAAUCAGAAUCACGGAGAAGGGGGAGCAGAGGUAUCCUUCGAUCAACUCCAUGCCUGCUUUCAAGCCGUCUCGGAGGCUGAUGAUAGGACCUGACGUGGUGAUCGCCGAUGGGGUGUCGAUCGAGCCUGUGAAGUUCCUGUAUCCCGGCGAGACCUACGUGGUGUAUUUGCAGAACUUUCCCAAGGGCGCCACCAUCGAGGUGAUGCUCAUGGAUGGCCUGGUUCAGACAGGGCCCGUGGUAGCCACGCUCGAUUCGUUUGCAGGGGAUGGUAUUGCAGAGGUCAGCUGGACGGUCCCACGGGACAUAAUUGUAAACGGUAAGAUACAGGAGCUGUGGCAUGGCAAGUACUACUUGAAAGCCCAGAUCAAGAAUCUCGCUGCUUUCUUCACGUAUUCUCAGGUGUUUUAUUUCGAUGAUGGGUACAGCAAUUGA
Nannochloropsis gaditana CCMP526 is the source of this 3503-nucleotide messenger RNA. RefSeq lists its product as uncharacterized. The transcript has 10 exons. The record is from RefSeq and is a predicted model, not a curated record. The coding region runs from base 69 to 3503 and encodes 1144 amino acids.